Notolabrus celidotus (New Zealand spotty) is the source of this 2745-nucleotide messenger RNA. Its product is annotated as hemicentin-1-like. The transcript is spliced from 7 exons. Bases 37 to 1539 code for a protein of 500 amino acids. Lineage: Eukaryota; Metazoa; Chordata; Actinopteri; Labriformes; Labridae. The record is from RefSeq and is a predicted model, not a curated record.
ACAGUUUGCUGAUCACAAACAGGAGACAUUUCAAACAUGAGCGCUGUGUUUGGACUGUUGGUGAUUUUGCUUCAAGUCUCUCAUGGUGUGGAAACCUCCUGUGAUGGCAGACAGAAUGGAGCUGAAUGUUACGGAGCUCUAGGAGGAACUCUGCUCCUCCGGCUGAUGGAUGAUGCAUCAGAAAUAUUUAAAUUUGAUUUGAAGAAAGAAACAACAGUAAUACUACAGGGGAGGAGGGGAAAUAUUCUGACUGAUCUGACAAAAAGCAGAUUCUCAUUUACUCCUAACAAUGGAACAUUUAGGAUCAAUAACCUGAGUAGAGAUGAUGGUGGACAAUAUAGUAGUACAGCUUAUUUAGAUUCAAGUGGAACAAAUCCAGUGGCGCAGACUCUUCAGUUGAUCAUUCAAGCUCCUGUGUCCUCUGUCCAGCUGGUCUCUGAGUGUCUGUCUCAGGGAGAGAUGAGGGUCUCCUGCUCCUCUGGGGGAGGGGACAGUCCUCAGUACAGCUGGACUCUGAAUGGACGCAGACUGAAGAAAUCUCAGCUCCUCUCAGGAAAUAGUGAGGGUCAGAUCGUCACUCUGAAACGAGAUGUGUCAGGACUACUGGUGUGCACAGCCAGAAAUCGCAUCAGUAGUGUCUCAAAAAGAGUGAAGAUUUCACCUUGUGGUGUAGAAACCUACUGUGAUGGCAGAUAUGAUGGAGCUCAGUGUUAUGGAGCUCUGGGAGGAUCUGUGCUCCUGCAGCUGAUGGAGAACUCCUCGGAGAUAUUUAGAUACGAAUGGAAAAAAAAAUCAACAGUAAUUCUACAUGGGAGGAAGGAGAGGAUUGUGACUAAUCUGAUAGAAAACAGAUCCUCAUUUACUCCCAGUAAUGGGACAUUUAGGAUCACUAAACUGAGCAGGAAUGAUGCCGGUGAAUACACUGUCAUGAUCUUUGACUCAAAUGAAGCAGUUAUAGAGAAGCAAACUCUACAGUUGACCAUUCAAGUUCCUGUGUCCUCAAUCCAGCUGGCCUCUGAGUGUCUGUCUCAGGGAGAGAUGAGGGUCUCCUGCUCCUCUGGGGGAGGGGACAGUCCUCAGUACAGCUGGACUCUGGAUGGACACACGCUGAUGAAAUCUCAGCUCCUCUCUGGAAAUAGUGAGGGUCAGAUCAUCACUCUGAGGCAAGAUGUGUUGGGAAUGCUGGUCUGCACAGUCAGGAAUCACAUCAGUAGUGUCUCAGAUGAAGAGAAGACAGAGUCCUGUGGAUUUGAAUUCUUUGACUGCACCUUACUCAAUGGGACCUACAUAUCACAGUGGUUGCGGCCAUCUGAUGAAAUUCAGUGUGUCAAGCCAGCUCUUAGUCUGGAUAUCUCCCUGCUCAUAUGUGUUCUGGAAGCAGCUGUGUUUUUUCUGAUAAUAAUUGGUAUCUUCCUCUACUUUGCUUGGAGGAAAAAUAAACUACUGAAAGGGGAAGGCUCUGCAGUCCCUGAAGAGGUGGAAUAUGACAACAAUUCUGUUGUAAUGGUUGAAAUGAGAAGCUCUGCAGCUGAACCUUAACUUUCUGAAACCAAAACCUUUAUGUCACCUCUAACCCGCUGUGACUGGGCCGUGUAUCUACAGAGCUGAAAACUUAAGGUUUAGAUUAGAAAAUCAUUUCUGUUUGAAUUUUUUGUCCAUUUUACUUCAUUCAAACUUCAAUAUGAAUUUGUGUGAACAAAGCUUUUAUUUUAUGUGUCAUUAAGGCGUUUCUUUUUUAAUGUUAUCAUACUGUUGUUUUGUGUAACAUCGUGCUCGUUUGAAAAUAUGUUGUCUUUUUAAAAUAUAUAUUGAUGGAAUAUACAGUAUAUACAGUUUUAUUCACUUUUUGCAUCAUUAUUUGACUUUUUUUGUUUGUUUGUUUUUCUUACUUUAUUUAUGUAUUUUCUGUCUUAAGUGAAGAUAUGUAGGGGGUGGGGGUUAGGGGAAGUGAAAAGUUUUUGUGAGUGUUUUGCACUCAUAUGAAAAUAAUAGAAACAAUAUUGAAAAAAGAAAUUCUUCUUUGUUUUCAUUUUUUUGUCAUUUUUAUUUCAUCAAUAAUUGUAAAUAAUUCUCAGGCAAUGCAUUUUGAUUUUAUCUGUGUCAUUAAGAUGUUUAUUUUCUAAUAUAAUAAUACUUUAGAUUUUGUUUCUCCUUGCUAUCCAAUGAAAAAUAUUGUCUUUGUAAAAUAUGUAUUGAAGGAAUAGAUAUACAGGUUUCUUUUUCACUUUUUGUAUCAUUAUUUGACUCUUAGUAUAUUUUUAAAAGCAUGACGUAUACCUUACUUUGGAUUUAAGAACUGAUGAUAAUACAAACAUUUAAUGUUUAAGCCUUGAACUUUGUUGAUAAUAGUUUUCUUUUCAUUUCUGAUCAUAUUUAAUCACUAUUAUGAGUCUGUUUGGCUUCCAUAUAUAGAAUAUUUCAGGGUCAAUCAACUAUCAAUAGAAAAAUAAUCAUGAAUCUGUUCAAACUUUUACUAAAAUAGUCUUCCUCCCUACAUUCUACCUGUUCAAACAUGCAUUUGGUUAAUCAUCCAACAACUUUAUAUGCACUAUUAGUUGAUUGUCUGUUGUAUUCACUUACUUUCCUUUAUUCUGACACACGUAACUGUGGAUCAUGUAACCACAGCACAUUUUAUGCUGCCUUAUUCCCUUCAUUGUAUUUCUUUUUUCUGCAUGUUUUGUCUUUGUAACGCACUUUGUCACUCUUGUCUGUGAAAAGCUCUAUACAAAUAAACUUUACUUACUU